This is a messenger RNA of Erythranthe guttata (spotted monkey flower), 1309 nucleotides long. Its product is annotated as aspartic proteinase nepenthesin-1. Gene Ontology annotation, cellular component: extracellular region. Lineage: Eukaryota; Viridiplantae; Streptophyta; Magnoliopsida; Lamiales; Phrymaceae. The record is from RefSeq and is a predicted model, not a curated record.
AUGGUGGCUACACAAAAAUCUUUUCUCUUAUUCAUUUCACUUCAUUUGGCAUUACUAAAUUCUUGCAUUAAUUCCCUCAGUUCUUCUUCAGAGCCAACGAGCUUUAGCGUAAAGCUCGUUCGAAAAAAUAUCGCACAAAAUAAAUCGAUUUAUUAUUUUCCCAAUACAAUUAACCCUCGAAUCACCCUCACGAAUUCCCUCUACACCGUCGAAGCAAAUAUCGGCACACCAAGCACAAAAAAAACCUUUAUUUUCGACACGGGGAGCGAGCUCACAUGGACACAAUGCACACCGUGCGUCAACUGCUUCAAGCAAGAUUCUCCCCUCUUCGAUCCGAAAAAAUCGACAUCUUAUAAAAAACUCGCCCCAAACCACCCCUACGCUCGAUAUUUCAACCGAUCAAAUAACGGGGAUUCCAGCUUCCACCUACUCUACAAAACUGGAGAAUCUUCAUCGGGAAUCGUAUCGACGGAAUCUUUCAGUUUCCCUUCGGACAAAAGAGGGUCCCGCGAGAUCGUAAAAGGGCUCGUGUUUGGCUGCGCGAAUAACCAAAAGGGCAAGUUCGCGGGUUCUAUAACGGGUGUAAUGGGCAUGAACAGAUCUCCGCUCUCGUUGGUCGGACAAGUAGGGGCAAAAUUGUCACAAAAAUUCUCCUACUGCUUGCCGCCCAUCACCUCCUCUGUCAAGACAACACUAUUGAGAUUCGGAAACAACGUUAAAACGGGGAGAGGCUUACGAGAGACUAGCUUCAUAAACAACAUCGAUUACAACUACAGAGUGAAUUUGCUCGACAUAAGCAUAUCGGGGAGGCGUCUGAACCUGCCAAACGGAACCUUCACGAGAGGUUGCAUGAUAGACGUGGGGUCCACUGGGGGUUACCUUGAGACACGUGCGUACAACGAAGUUGUGAGGGUGCUGACGCGUCAUUUCGAACGGUUUAAGCUCCAGAGAGUCGACGUGCAAGGAGGGCUGCUGUGCUACCGUAUCGUGAGGGCGUUUAGGAAUUAUCCGAACAUGGUGUUUCAUUUCCAAGGAGGGGAUUUCGAGAUUGGGAAGGAGAAUUUGUUUCAUUUCUCGAGUGUUCGGUUCUGUCUGGCGAUGCAAAAGCACGACGAGAAGACUGCACUAGGUUCAUUCCAACAGCAAAAUGUUAGGUUUGUGUAUGAUAUUGGCAAUCAGAAGGUCUUGUUUGGUAAGGAGGAAUGCUUAUGGGAUAGGGGUUAAGUUGAUCGGUGUAAUCGGCUGUUUAUUUACGUCGUCUUUCGUGCGUCGUAGAUUAUUUCUUCGUGUAAUAGAGAAGUUGAAAAAC